Messenger RNA from Exaiptasia diaphana, 1180 nucleotides. RefSeq lists its product as uncharacterized. The record is from RefSeq and is a predicted model, not a curated record. The transcript has 2 exons. Lineage: Eukaryota; Metazoa; Cnidaria; Anthozoa; Actiniaria; Aiptasiidae. The coding region runs from base 66 to 962 and encodes 298 amino acids.
CACGCUACCAUUAUUGGAACCAGCACGAGGUGGAGGAUAGCACUCCACAGCCGGACAACACAACCAUGGCCGUCUCGACAAGACUGGUCGUYUUUGUGCUUGGAAUAUUGAUACAAGGGUGUUUUGUAUUUAGCGAAGACAACAUUAAACCAGAUGUUGACAGGAUUCCCGAAAAGAUUGAACACGGAGAGAAAGGGAAAUCUGAAUAUAAAGUAAAUAGCAUCAUACUAACUGGAAACCAGCAUACUCAAGUAGAUAACAACGAUGAAGACAUGCGCCCACCCAGCUGGCCACCACGCCCUGGACGUCGUAGCUUCAUCUCGCGUAUUAAGUCCAGGAGUUCUGGACCAACGAUUAUGAGGCCAGGGCGCGAAUUGAACAGUGAAAAAUCAAAGAGAAUGUCAAGUCCACAAUUUGUCUUGAGACCUGGUAGAGGCAUCGACCAGCAUCUUGCAGGGGAUGAAAGAGACGAUGUUCCACAACAUCCAAACAUCCUUCGACCUGGUAGAGAUAAGAUCGAACGGCCACCGUCUCUCUUUAGACCUGGUAGAGAAGAUGUACCACAAAUUUCCCUUUUAAGACCAGGUCGUGAAAUUAAAACACGUCUGUCUGUUUUAAGACCCGGUAGAGAAGAUGUACCACAAAUUUCCAUUUUUAGGCCAGGUCGKGAAGUCGAAGGACCUCCCCCUCUCUUUAGACCAGGUAGAGAAGAUGUUCCACAACAUAUUUCUCUUUUUAGACCAGGUCGCGAAAUGGUUCGACGUCAAGUGCGUUUAUUUAGACCAGGUCGGGAAUUAGUUGCUGACCAAGGAGGAGCAAGUACUGUAGUACGCCCUGGAAGACGAAAUAUUCACUACAAUAUGCCCUGGACAUAUGUUGGAAACACGGUGGAUGCACACACGCAUCGCAAGACCCACACAUUUCGCCAAAAGGCCAAGAAAGAAGACGAAAGCUUUCAUUAAGAACGUCACCAUUUAUAUUAAGUUUUAUUUCAGAACGAACCAGGCAAACAACUCUCUUUUUGAUCAAUGAAAAGAAAGAGAAUGUGCAAUGAUAUAGAUCUAUUGUUAAUUUUGAAACAGGUGUCUGAGACUUCCCUAUAAGAUCUCAAUGAAGUUUCUUGCAGCUUGUUCUAUUGAUGUAAUAAGAAUAAUAAAAUGCACAAUGUGCUAAAAACAAA